ACUUGUAUCAGAGGCAUCAGAGCGCACAGAGCAGCAGAGGCACACAGAGCUCAUAAAUCAUCCGUGUUCACUCGACUUCAUCCAGCCAACAGAGCAAGAACAACAUCCCUCUCACACAAACCAGGACUUUUAUUUGUUUAUGCAAAUUAAUGUUAAAAUCUUUAAAUAUGCUGCUGUGUUCACACUUCGGACGGAGAAGAGGACAGCCUUAGAAUAAAACACCGCGCACGUUGAACUCCACUCCGGAGAGGAGGAAAGAAACGCGUGUCUUGGACUCGCUGAUCGUCUCUUUGCUCCUUUUCUUCGUUACUUUUCGGAUACUUCAGCCGGUCCACGAUGGAGGCCAGAGGGAAAUAUGAUUUUGCUGCAACAGCAGACGACGAGCUCAGCUUCAGAAAGAGCGACGUACUGAAGAUUUUGAGCCCACAAGACGAGUGGUAUAAAGCAGAGAUGAACGGGCAGGAAGGAUAUAUCCCGCAAAACUACAUUGAGAUGCAGACUCCAAGGUGGUUUAAGGAGAACGCCAGUCGCAGCACUGCAGAGGAAGUCCUCCGGCACAAAGACGUGGGAGACUUUGUGAUCCGAGGGUGUCAGAGUUCCCCGGGAGACUUCUCCAUCUCUGUCAAGCAUGAGAGCGACGUUCAGCACUUUAGAGUGAUGAAAGACAACAAAGGACAUUACUUCCUGUGGUCUGAGAAGUUCACCUCAUUAAACCAGCUGGUGGAGUUUUACAAGUCCACCUCCAUCUCUAAAACCAGGGAGAUCUACCUCAACGACGGCAGCUCGGACAGGAGCCCCCCCAUCGCACAGGCGGUGAAGAGGGGAAGUUUGCCUGAACAACGUAACAUGGCUGCAGCCGUCGUUGCUUCACCGCGCAGAGCUUCAGACCAGCCUCACAGCCAGCUGGCUAAGAGAGCAGGACUGGAGGAUCGAGCUCACACCAUCGGUCACACAGGAAGAAGCAGCCCCAUCAGCCCUGCUUUUCCUCCCCAUCGCACUUCUGAAACCUUGCCUCCGCCUCAGAGGGCGUCCACGCUGCAGGUGAAGGCACUGUACGACUUCAAAGCAGAAGAAGAAGACGAACUCGGUUUCGGCGCCGGCGACAUCAUCGAGGUCCUGGAUCGCUCUGACGCGUCGUGGUGGAAAGGGAGGCUGCGGGGGAAAAACGGGCUGUUUCCUGCCAACUACACAUUGCAGCUUUGAGAAAACACCACAGGCGAUGCACUUAUACUGAGCCUGCACACGUCCACAGACUCGCUCUGCAGGUGCUGACUCACUGACUCAUCUAAUCUCUGCACCGUAUGUUCAUCAACGACUGUGAGUCAGUUAGUGUUUUCAGAUAAUAUUCAAAUAUAAAGGAGCAGAGACACACCCACAGGAACUUCCUAAAACCUGCUGCAGGUGGGAUACAAAACAUUUGUAUUUGUAUAAUCUGACAGCAGGUAUUUAUUUGCAAAAUGCUCGUUGGCCGCUCUGCUGAUGAACUGUUUCUGCUCGUGUUUUAAGUGUAGUCAUAUUUUAUACCACAACAAGUUUUGUGUGAAAAGAAAUUGCAGAUUUUUUAAGAAGUCUGAUUGCUUAAUAUAAACGUGUAACUUUUUUGCAAUAAACUCUUUUUUUUAAUCACUGA
Molecule: messenger RNA, 1630 nt
Organism: Cottoperca gobio
Lineage: Eukaryota; Metazoa; Chordata; Actinopteri; Perciformes; Bovichtidae
Gene: grap2a
Product: GRB2 related adaptor protein 2a
Exons: 8
Coding region: 337-1203 (288 amino acids)
Molecular function (GO): protein binding
Source: RefSeq, a predicted model, not a curated record